CAAUUGGCAUGAGCAUUCCGUCAACCAGUUCCCAAUAGGAAAUUGGCAAGGACGGUUGCACAAAAACGAUAAGAACCCAACGAAAUGAGGAACGAUAAAUUUGCACAGCCACCGCCAAUAGGCUUUCCAUCUGCACCACCACAGCAAGGAUUUUCACAGCCGGGAUAUAUUCAGCCAGGAUAUCCCCACCCAGGAUAUAAUCAGCCAGGACAUUUCUGGAGUCCCCCUCCACAACAGUCAGGAUUUUCGGGAUAUCCGCCACCACCGCAACAUGGUUAUCCCCCACAGUUCUACGGUGCACCACCUGGCUAUGGAGCAUCACAAGUGCCACCACCUCCUCAUAUACCCCAGCAAACCACCACGGUGGUGGUAAAUGGUGGAUGGUACAGUCGGAAUCAGAAGAACAAGCCACAAUCAAAUGCUGUUGGCGCAGCGGGUCUUAUUUUUGUCUCUGGAGGAAUGAACAUUGCGUGGAGCAUAGGAUUCCAUGGAAACCUCUACUAUAAAACCACCGAUCAUAAUUAUGCAGCCUGGUUUAUAGGUGGCAUUAUAGGAGCCGUUCUCAGCUGUUUUUUAACCAACAAAAUAGCCAAGAAGUAUGUCCUGAUCUUCAGUUCGAUACUGGUGAUGAUUGGUGGCAUUGUGAUCGCCAGUACCAGGAAUAAUGGUAAUGCCACGUUGGCGGCUUCCUAUCUGGAUGGAAUAGCCAAUGGAUUAGUGUUUGCUCCCUUUAUGGCCUUGGCUGGCGAGGUUUCAGUUUCCUAUAUGAGGGGUCUGGUCGCAGCCAGCGUUGAACAGAUGUGUUUCGGCCUCGGAAUCUUCCUGCAGAUCAUCUACACCACAACGUGGAGCUACUCUUCGUAUCAAUCGUAUAACUCCUUCUCUGCUGAGAAUAUGAAGGGUGUUCUGAGCAUUAUCUAUGGCCUUUUGGCUUUGGUUAUAGGCUCCCUGCUUUGCAUUGAAUCUCCGGUAAUAAUGCUGGCCAAAAAUAACGACGAACAGGGAGCCAUCGAUGCCCUUCGGCGACUGCAGAGGCCCUAUACCUUGACCAACGAGACCUACGAACAGCUGGCGGAGCACAAGAAGUACUUGGCCCAGAACAAUGACCUUUCGAUGGGUCAGACUAUAGGACAAGCUGUGCCCACCUUCUUUAAACUGGUAUUCCUGCGUGGUCUGAAUGCCUUGAGUAUUUCCAACUUUGUUCGCAUCACCCUGAUAUAUUCGUUUGGAUUCCAUGGACAUGGAUCGGGAUAUUUGGGCUGGUACAUUGGAUUCGGCGUCUGCCGGUGGAUGGGCAACUUUAUAGCCACCUUCUGCAUGGAAUCAAUGGGUCGCAAGAAGCCCACCGUCCUGGGGCUCAUUGUUUGCAGUGCCCUGGCCUUUGUGAUUGCCGCCCAGUAUAACAUAUUCCUUUAUGAUACCGGAAAUGUCAUCAUGCUGCUUGUCUUCCAACUCUUCGCCGGAAUAGCCUUUACGGCCACUUCGCCAUACCUUUCGGAGGCCUAUCCCCUGAAGGUCAAGCAGCACUUCAUCGCCUUCACCUUCAUCGGCGAGAUGCUGGUCUUCAUAGGGUUAACCAUAAUAUCAUGGAGCCAUUCUGCUGGAGCUAAUUACUUUUAUGUCAUGGGAGGACUCUACUUGUUCGGAUUCGUCUUCGUGGCUCUCUGCUUGCCAGAGACAAGAAGGAAAACUCUUAGAAACGCUCAGGAUAUGUUCAGUACAUUCUUCAGCAAGGGUUUCUAGUAUGCCAUGUACUAUAUGUGUCACAAAAAAGAUAAUA
Drosophila subpulchrella is the source of this 1780-nucleotide messenger RNA. RefSeq names its product galactose-proton symporter. Gene Ontology annotation, biological process: transmembrane transport. The transcript is spliced from 3 exons. The coding region runs from base 85 to 1743 and encodes 552 amino acids. The record is from RefSeq and is a predicted model, not a curated record. Gene Ontology annotation, molecular function: transmembrane transporter activity. Lineage: Eukaryota; Metazoa; Arthropoda; Insecta; Diptera; Drosophilidae. Gene Ontology annotation, cellular component: membrane.